CAUGUAAUGAAAUGUUGUUCUCUUCUUCUUCUUCUUCUCUUUCACCACCGUCAUCUCCUAUCAUCUUCUCUCCUCCUCUGAAACCAAACUCAGAGCCUCCAUAUGAACUUCUUAAAACCCACCCAUCUCUUUCACUUCUCUCAAAAUGCAAAAACAUUCAAACCCUCAAACAAAUUCAUUCUCAAACCAUCAAAACUGGUCUCCACAAUUUCCAGUUCACAUUAAGUAGACUCAUUGAGUUCUGUGCUGUUUCUUCACCUUCUAAUGGCGGUGAUCUUUCGUAUGCUCUUUCCAUAUUUGAAUCCAUGGAAGAACAACCAAAAUUGUUCAUUUGGAACACCAUGAUUAGAGGUUAUUCUCUAAGUUCUUCACCAGAACUAGCUAUCCAGUUUUAUAUCCGAAUGCUUGUUUCUGGAAUUGAGCCAAAUUCAUAUACAUUCCCAUUCCUUUUGAAAUCUUGUAGUGGUGGUGGUCAGUUUCAGGAAGGUAAACAAAUUCAUUCUCAUGUUUUGAAGAUGGGUUUGGAAACUGAUUUGUUUAUACAUACUUCACUUAUUAAUAUGUAUGCAAGAAAUGGUGAAUUAGUUGAUGCUCGGUUAGUGUUCGAUAAAAGUUGUCAUAGAGAUGUUGUUUCGUUUACAGCAAUGAUCACUGGAUAUGCUUCUGGGGGUUACUUGGAUGAUGCACGUAGGCUUUUCGAUGAGAUUCCUGUAAGAGAUGUUGUGUCGUGGAAUGCUAUUAUUGCCGCUUCUGUUCAAAGUGGGAAAUUUGAAGAAGCAUUGAGCUCUUUCAAAGAUAUGUUGAAAGGGAAAGUGAAACCGAAUGAGAGUACGAUGAUUAGUGUUCUUUCUGCUUGUGCGCAUUCAAGUUCUCUGGAGAUUGGGAAUUGGGUAGGUUCAUGGAUUGAAGAUAAUGGACUUGGUUCAAAUCUUCGGUUGGUCAAUGCUCUGCUCAAUAUGUAUUGUAAGUGUGGAGAUUUGGAAAAAGCUCGUCUUUUGUUUGAUGGAAUAAGUAGAAAGGAUUGCGUGUCAUGGAAUAUAGUGAUCGGGGGUUACACGCAUAUGGGUCAGUACAAAGAAGCAUUGUAUCUCUUUCAACAAAUGCAACGUUCAGGCGAAGAACCGAACGAGGUCACUAUCUUGAGCAUACUUCCAGCUUGUACGUACUUAGGUGCUCUUGAAACCGGUAUAUGGAUUCAUGCAUAUUUAGAUAGGCACUUCAAAUGGUAUACGAAUACAUCUCUUUCCACUAGUCUAAUUGACAUGUACGCUAAAUGUGGAAGUAUCCAGUCUGCAGAACAAGUAUUCGACAGUAUAAAUCCAAAAGGUUUGGCUUCUUGGAAUGCAAUAAUAUCUGGGUUAGCGAUGCAUGGGCUUGUUGAUUCCUCCCUUGAACUUUUCUCAAAAAUGGUCGAUGAAGGAACUGAGCCAAAUGAUAUUACAUUUAUUGCUGUGCUUUCAUCUUGUAGUCAUGGAGGUUUGGUAGAACAGGCCCGCCAGUACUUCCAUUCCAUGGUCAAUGAUUACAAGAUUUCACCAAAGCUGCAACAUUAUGGAUGUAUGAUAGAUCUCCUUGGUCGAGCUGGGUUGUUCCAUGAAGCAGACAGCCUAAUUAAGAGUAUGGAGAUGAAACCUGAUGCUGCCAUAUUGAGUUCUAUGCUUGGAGCUUGUAAGCUUCAUGGUAAAGUCGAACUUGCUGAAGUUAUCUCUGACAAACUUUUUGAGCUGGAACCAGAUAACCCUGGGGGUUAUGUGCAAUUAUCAAAUGUCUAUGCAGCGGCUGGUAGAUGGGAAGAUGUGGCAAGAAUAAGAACAAGAUUAAAUGAUAGAGGAAUGAAAAAAGUUCCUGGAUGUAGCUCUAUUGAAGUGAAUAGCGUUGUUCAUGAGUUCCUCGUCGACGACAAAACUCAUCCACGCAGUAAAGAAAUAUACACUAUGUUGGAGGAAGUAGAUAAUCUGUUGGAGUUAGCUGGGCACAAACCUGAUACAUCAGAGGUACUUUACGAUAUUGGUGAGAAGCAGAAGGAGGGUGCGUUGUGUUAUCAUAGUGAAAGACUAGCAAUUGCUUUCGGUUUGAUCAGUACUAGGCCUGGGACAACUAUCCGGAUAGUGAAAAACCUUCGUGUGUGUGGGAAUUGUCAUUCAGCUACUAAACUCAUUUCCAAGAUCUUCCAAAGGGAUAUUAUAGCUCGAGAUCGAAAUCGAUUCCAUCAUUUUAGAGAUGGUUCUUGCUCAUGCAAGGAUUACUGGUGACAUUCAAGAGGUUAGUUUGCUUUCCAAUAGAAAAUGCUUACUGUUAAUGUAGAUAUCUGUGCUAUAAUUCCUGUAGUAGAGAGUUUCGCACUCACAGUUGUAUAUUUUUACGGGUGAUGAUUUAGAAUUAGGUGUAAUAUGGUAUCUAUUCGUUGGAAGACACAAUAUAUAUCAUUAGCAAAUGCAUUGUAGAUUAGCUUCAGAAAACAUGUCAUCUCUUUGACACAGAAUCUAUGUAAGUUUGGUAGAGUCAUAGUGUAACAUGAAACCUGUAGAAAUUUAUAGAAU
Papaver somniferum (opium poppy) is the source of this 2540-nucleotide messenger RNA. Its product is annotated as pentatricopeptide repeat-containing protein At1g08070, chloroplastic-like. The record is from RefSeq and is a predicted model, not a curated record. Gene Ontology annotation, biological process: RNA modification. Gene Ontology annotation, molecular function: protein binding; zinc ion binding; RNA binding. The transcript has a single exon. Bases 12 to 2252 code for a protein of 746 amino acids. NCBI's taxonomy places the organism in Eukaryota, Viridiplantae, Streptophyta, Magnoliopsida, Ranunculales, Papaveraceae.